Molecule: messenger RNA, 1893 nt
Organism: Trypanosoma grayi
Lineage: Eukaryota; Euglenozoa; Kinetoplastea; Trypanosomatida; Trypanosomatidae
Product: ABC transporter
Exons: 1
Coding region: 1-1893 (630 amino acids)
Source: RefSeq, a predicted model, not a curated record
AUGCGGCUUUUCCCCCACCGUGCGAUUCCUGCUGCCCCAUCGCGUGCACACAAGUGGGGGCGUCGGUUUCUUGUGGGGGCGGCCGUGACGGCAGCAGGUAUUGCGUGUGUGGACUGCGCAACGGCCAACUCGCUCACCCGUUCGCUGCGAGCCGUGAAGACGGCAGCGUGCAUCGCUUACCUGUACAAGACGACGUCGCCUACAACACCUGAGGAGUGUGCGGACCUCCAUCGCACGGCAGCCGAGGCCGUUUUGAGUGUGUGUCUGCAGAAUGAGGGGCUUUACAUCAAACUGGGGCAGGGACUCAACGCGUUGAACCACGUCCUCCCACGCGAAUACAUGGAGGUUCUCAAGGUGCUGCUCGACAACGCCCCGUCGGUGCCGGUGGCAGAUAUCAGGCGCAUCAUCAUGGAGGAAACGGGCAAGUCCGUGGAGGAGCUUUUCACGCGCUUCGACCCGGUGCCGGUGGCCUCCGCCUCGAUAGCGCAGGUGCAUCGUGCCUGGCUGCGGCCUCCGACCCCAGACGGCAUACCGGUUGAGGUUGCCGUGAAGGUACAGAAGCCGCAGAUUCGCUACCAGGUGUUCUGGGACCUGCAGACGUACCGCCUUGUCACGUGGGCGAUUGGUGCCCUCUUUGACCUCCCACUGGCGUGGGCGCGUCAGACCGUCGUGGAGGGCAUUCGUCGCGAGGUGGACUUCUCCAUCGAGGCGAGCAACGCGGCACGUAUUCGGCGCGACCUCGCCACACACCCAAACGUGUACGUUCCAAUGGUGUAUGAAGAGUUCGUCACUCCACGCAUGCUGGUGCUGGAGUGGAUAGAUGCUGUAAAGCUCAUAGAUGUGGAUACAGUACGCGAGCACUUUGAUGAAGUUAGGGUUCUGCGCACCAUAUUUGACGCCUUUGGGGACAUGAUCUUCAAGCACGGCUUUGUCCACUGCGACCCACACGCAGCGAACAUUCUGGUUCGGCCUUCCCCGAGUGAAGCGUGGCGGAAUGGGUCGAAAAAGCCGCUUAUGGGGAAGUUUAAGAAUCCUCAGGUCGUGCUGCUGGACUUCGGUCUCUGUUGCCCGGAGACGGAGCGGUUUCGUAUGGAGUAUGCGCUGCUCUUCAAGUCGAUUGUGUCGCAGGAUAUUGAGACCGUAAAGAAGGUCGUCGGGUCAUGGGGCAUUACUGACGCGGAAAUGUUUGCCUCUAUACAGUUGCAAAAGCCGUACGAAUCCUUCCGGCGCGGCAAGAUCGGCGAGGUUACAAAAGAGGAAGUCCGUCAAAUGCAACUUGCCGCACAUAGUCGCGCCAAAACACUACUAGCUAAUCAAGAGGAGGUGCCACGCGAGUUGGCAUUGGUAGGGCGCAGCAUUGAUAUUCUGCGCGGACUGAAUCGCCUCUACGGCGCGCCACUCAACCGGGUGAAUAUGUUCGUGCGAAGCGCGGUGGCGGGGCUCGGCCCCAUCGACACUUACGCGGGUGUGCAGCGCUACCUCGCACAGCUAGAGUGUAUCUUCUCCCCCGCGGCAGCACAGGAACCGCAGCCAGCAUCAGCGGCAGCAGCAACAAGGAUGGCGACGGCUCUGCCUGUGUUCGACCCUGACGCUGAUCAGCGACGGCGAGAGCAGGCGGCGGCGGCUGCCGAAUUUCGAAUGAGGCGUGAUGCCUCUUUGCGUGAGCGGAUGUACGCAGCUACUGUAUCCAUACAGAAAAAAAUAGUGUUUGAAUUGGUGCUUUUUUUGCUAGAUGCCCAUCACGUGGUGAUGCGGUGGUACAACAAGGUACUCGAAAUGUGCCUGUCGCCCACCAACGCCGCGGCGCUGCACAGGGACUCGCUGGAGGACUUGCUGGAGAGGCGAGAGCUUCAGUUUGUUUCAACGCCGCCUCCUUUGCAGACAACAGCUUAA